Anopheles merus is the source of this 275-nucleotide messenger RNA. Its product is annotated as steroid receptor seven-up, isoforms B/C-like. NCBI's taxonomy places the organism in Eukaryota, Metazoa, Arthropoda, Insecta, Diptera, Culicidae. The annotation marks the transcript as partial. Gene Ontology annotation, molecular function: RNA polymerase II cis-regulatory region sequence-specific DNA binding; nuclear receptor activity. Gene Ontology annotation, biological process: cell differentiation; anatomical structure development; regulation of transcription by RNA polymerase II. The transcript is spliced from 2 exons. The record is from RefSeq and is a predicted model, not a curated record.
AUGCUUGUGGGCUGUCGGACGUGGCACACAUCGAGUCGCUGCAGGAAAAGUCCCAGUGCGCGCUGGAGGAGUAUUGCCGGUCCCAGUAUCCCAACCAACCGACCCGGUUUGGCAAGCUACUGUUACGUCUUCCCUCCCUCCGAACGGUCUCCUCCCAGGUUAUAGAGCAACUGUUCUUCGUCCGACUGGUAGGCAAAACGCCUAUAGAAACGCUCAUCCGUGACAUGCUGCUGUCGGGCAGUAGUUUCUCCUGGCCCUACCUUCCCUCGAUGUGA